Lactuca sativa (garden lettuce) is the source of this 1098-nucleotide messenger RNA. Lineage: Eukaryota; Viridiplantae; Streptophyta; Magnoliopsida; Asterales; Asteraceae. The record is from RefSeq and is a predicted model, not a curated record.
UGAACAUUGCUGUGGACUGGGGUCUAUAUCGCAUUAGCAUCUCUGUGCUGCGUCAUUGCAAUGGUGGCUGAUUAUUACAUGGUUUUUGGAACCAAAAACUAUGGUUUCUGUGUAAAUAUUUCUUUCUAAUGUUGCUUCUCUCCCUAUGAUAGGUGUUGCAAUAAAGUACCAUGGAUCUAACUACUCUAAUGUCAGGUUAUGUAUACCACGCUGCAAGCUUGGAAGCCUGACCUUUAUGUGCACCAUGGCGGCUAAUCUAUUGCCUUCUCCAUCUACCAUGGACAAUAAAGAACUUGUCUCGAACAUUAUAGAUUUAAUUAUGAUAAGUUCUUUGUUGUCCAUGUGGUUGAUAGAUCAGGCAAAAAAUUAGACACCAUGGCGCAUAUAGAGUUUAUACUUCCAAGUUUUGUAGCUUGGUUGACAUCACCUGGCAUUGGAUUAUUUAGAUCCACUGGUAGCUUCAUUGCAACAGCUAUUACAGGAAGCAAAGCAGCAUAUAUUCAUAUUGAAGUAUUGACAUGGAAACUAUAAUUUUUUAUCCUGAAAUCAUGUACUAAAUCUGCCAUCAUUGCAAUAAUGCAAAAUAGAGAUGCUAAGGCUAUAUAUGUAUCCCAAUUCAUGGCAUAUGGGUUCACUGAACCUGUUUUGCAGAUCUGAGCCGUAUACUAAUAAGGUUGAACGCCAUCUGGUAACUGUUGAAGCUCUUGAAUCUAGUGGUGGCAAUCAAGUGACAAGAAAGUCGAACAAGUUAUUAAGUAAAAAGCUUUUGGUGCUCUCGGUUUUGGUGGAAAGAAACAACCACCCUACGGUUUUCAUGGGGUUUUCUAGCACAACAUGGAGUCUUGAAGCUUUUGCAAGCAAUGGUUGUUUUGACAAGUGGGAGCUUGAAGACAUCAUUCGAAGAUUUAAUGAUUUGUCCCUUAAGAAUUAGUUGACAAUUCUUGUGUUAGUUCAUAAGAGUUGUCACUAGUUAAAUGACUUGGUUUAUCCACUUUUACAUAUCCUAGAUGUUUUAUGUUGAUAUUAUAUGUGUGGUUGAAAACUUUGAAAUAAGUUUUUACAUGCUAAAUAAUAUCUUGAACAUAGGCCCGACCCUAA